Molecule: messenger RNA, 798 nt
Organism: Suncus etruscus (white-toothed pygmy shrew)
Lineage: Eukaryota; Metazoa; Chordata; Mammalia; Eulipotyphla; Soricidae
Gene: MPC2
Product: mitochondrial pyruvate carrier 2
Exons: 5
Coding region: 228-611 (127 amino acids)
Biological process (GO): pyruvate import into mitochondria
Cellular component (GO): mitochondrial inner membrane
Molecular function (GO): pyruvate transmembrane transporter activity
Source: RefSeq, a predicted model, not a curated record
CCCUCCUCCAGCCUCCGUCUCUCCGCUAGGAUUCCCCAGGCCGGGUCGCCGGGGGCAGGCCGAGCGCCGCGGGAAGGGCACGCGCCCGGGAGCCGAGGACGCCCCGCGAGGUGCCGCGCGCCGCUGGGGAAGACACACGACAAGUCGCUCGCCCCCGCUGUCAGCCCAGCCCGGGACCGAGGCACGGCCGCUCACUUCCCCGGGGCCGCUCGCUCUCGGGGGCGGAGAUGUCAGCCGCGGGCUCGCGAGGCCUGCGGGCCACCUACCACCGGCUCAUGGAUCGAGUGGAAUUCAUGCUGCCGGAAAAACUGAGGCCCAUGUACAACCACCCCGCAGGCCCCAGAACAAUUUUUUUCUGGGCUCCAGUCAUGAAAUGGGGAUUGGUGUGUGCGGGGUUAGCAGACAUGGCCAGACCAGCUGAAAAACUCAGCACAGCUCAGUCGCUGGUCUUAACAGCCACAGGGUUUGUUUGGUCAAGGUACUCACUUGUAAUUAUUCCCAAAAAUUGGAGUCUCUUUGCUGUCAAUUUCUUUCUUGGGCUAGCUGGUACCUCGCAACUCUAUCGUAUUUGGAGAUACAACCAACAACUCAAAGCUAAAGCAAACCAAUAAGAGUUCCUGAUCCACCCAACAGUUGAAAUGUGGAGAUGGCUGCCGGGACCUCAUUUGAUCUAUUCUUUGGUUAUUCAUAAAGUAGUGUUGACUAUCCUUACACUGGGGAAAUAGAAAUAUUCUAAGUAGUCAAUGAGUUGAUUCUACAGGAAAAUAAAGCAACUGUUUAAUAAACAGUGUCUCUUUA